AUAAAUUACUCAAAUCCUAACCUGGUCAAUAAUAUAAAUACAAGUUUUUAAACAUAACCACGUGUAUGUAUGUUGACAUUUUUAGAAUUACCUGUUAAAAAAUAAAAUAUUUAUCUUAGACUUAUUUAAAAUUGUCAUUAAAUAAUUAUUUUAUUAAAAUAAGACACCAUAAUGUUCUACGCUCUGGGAUAAUACGAAUAACAAAAAUAAUUUUUGUUCAUUAUUUAUGAGAUGUGCUCUCAUUAUUAAGCUAACAAUGAUUGGAUCCGACGACUUAACUUUGUAAUAGUUACUUGUUUGGAUAAAUUUAAUGAACAAUCAACUUUGAAAUUUAAAACAAUAAAUUUAUUCAAAUGUUGUUCACUGUGAUAAGAGUCCAAUCAUCUAAAUUAAAGUACCAGUGUAUUAUUGAAGCCAGAAGAUCAAUAGCUGAAGUAAAAUAUUUGCCUCCAAUAGCAAAGACAAUUCGGGAAGUAACGGUCAUGAUGGAGCACAUGAGUCCACGUGCAAAGCAUUUCUUCAUCGGUGGGGACAGAAGUUUAGCUGUCGGAGUAAAAUUACUCCGUGAAAAAAAAGUAAUCGCUUUGCCAACAGACACGAUCUAUGGUCUAGCAACAUUAGCUCAAGACAGAGAGUGUGUUGAAAAAUUGUAUGAAAUAAAAGGACGGGAUAAAAAUAAGCCGUUUGCUAUUGCGGUAAAUAGUGUUAAAGACAUUAGCCGUUGGGGUCACGUGGACCAUAUUCCCCCGGAUCUUCUGCUGACGCUUUUGCCAGGACAGGUAACCAUCGUUGUAAAGCGGACUGAUAAAUUGAACCCAAAGCUAAACCCUGGAAUUGACACUAUUGGGGUUCGUGUCGCAGACAGUAAAUUUUUACGAAGUCUUGCUAAAGUAUUGAAUGAACCUUUGGCGCUGACGAGUGCUAAUCGCAGCAACGAACCGAGCAGUCUCACAACUGAAGAAUUUUCCGAGCUUUGGCCGGUUAUUGAUGGUAUUUUUUAUAACAUACCUAAUAAGCGCAAGCUCGAUGAAAAAUAUCGGGUUGGCUCGACUAUUGUUGAUCUGACUGUCUCGGGUAGGUAUAAAAUUGUACGGCCUGGAAUUGUUCUUGAUCGUACUCUAAGGUACUUACAUUAUUAUGGAUUUAAACCAGUAGAACCUUAAUUUUUUUUACGUUUAAAAAAUUAUAAUUUAAAGUUUUAUAGUUAUUUAAAA
This is a messenger RNA of Cotesia glomerata, 1214 nucleotides long. RefSeq names its product yrdC domain-containing protein, mitochondrial (gene Tcs1). Gene Ontology annotation, molecular function: double-stranded RNA binding; tRNA binding; nucleotidyltransferase activity. Lineage: Eukaryota; Metazoa; Arthropoda; Insecta; Hymenoptera; Braconidae. The record is from RefSeq and is a predicted model, not a curated record. Gene Ontology annotation, biological process: regulation of translational fidelity. Bases 354 to 1163 code for a protein of 269 amino acids. Gene Ontology annotation, cellular component: cytoplasm. The transcript is spliced from 3 exons.